Molecule: messenger RNA, 4402 nt
Organism: Corythoichthys intestinalis (scribbled pipefish)
Lineage: Eukaryota; Metazoa; Chordata; Actinopteri; Syngnathiformes; Syngnathidae
Gene: retreg2
Product: reticulophagy regulator family member 2
Exons: 9
Coding region: 85-1686 (533 amino acids)
Cellular component (GO): membrane
Source: RefSeq, a predicted model, not a curated record
UUCCCCGGCGUUGCUAGCUUGACGGCGAGCUCGCCGCACACCCCGUGAUCUCCAAAACAACACAACAAAGUGGCGCAAAGAAACAUGGCGAGCGUCGAAGAGACGCGAAGACGCCCCUCAGUCACCUCCUCGUCCGUCGGCCUGGAGUCUCUCUUCCCCGCCGGCGCGUCGGAACACGCUUGCGGCGACGGGAACCCGGAGCUGGAGCGACUGCGAGAACGCCUUCAAGCCUGGCUGUCGCCGUACGAGCCUGCGUUGCUGUGGCUUCAGCGGCUGCUGGUGUGGGAGAGGCCGCUGUACAGCAUCGCGGUGGCGCUCACGCUAAACACGUUAUUCUGGCUCCUGUCGUACACUUCUCUACGCCCGCUGUUCCUGUUGAGCGUUUCCCUGUUGGGACUGAUGCUGCUGGAGAGAUGGAAGCCCAAGUUGCUCGCCGACACGAUUCCCCGUGUUGAAGUGUCUCCCGUUCAAAGCGAAUCAAUCAGCACAAAGCAGCGGCUGCUCAGCGUUCCCGAGCUCAGUCACCACCUGGCGGAAAGUUACCUGACGUGCUGUCUCUUCCUGCACGAGACGCUGCAAUACAAACGGCAGAAUCACGGCAAGUUCUGUGCCAUGAUGUGUAGCGGCUGUUUUGCACUUGCGGUUGUCGGACAUUACGUUCCAGGAAUCAUGAUCUUUUAUAUCAUAGGUCUUAGCGUCAUUCUGUGGCCACUGGUGGUGUACCACGAACUGAUUCAAAGGAUGUACACCGGCUUGGAGCCAAUCAUGAUGAAACUGGACUACAGCAUGAAGGGAGACACGGAGCGGCGCAAGCACGACAAGAGGAAAGUGAAGAAAGAGGCCGAGGAGGGUGACGAGCCGAGCGCCGAAACGGAGAGCGAAAGUGAAGAGGAGCUUUCUUGUUUUGCACCAACGGUGGACGUUAAGACGACGGCGCUAGCGAUGGCAAUCACAGACUCAGAGUUAUCCGACGAGGAGGCAUCCAUAUUGGAAAGCGGCGGUUUCUCUGUUUCCAGAGCUACGACCCCUCAACUUACAGAUGUCUCUGAAGACCUGGAUCAGCAGAGUUUCCACAGCGACCCGGAAGAGUCCUACUUGCGAGAUCUGCCAGAAUUUCCCUCCGUCGAGGAGUUCCCUUCCUUGGAGCACAACCUCCUCCACGUUCCGUCGGGACAAGGCGACAGAUCUCAGGCGAGCGUUCCCGCCGAGGCCGAACCUUUGAGCCCCGCUAGCCUCCUCAUCCAGCACCUGGCCUCCCCGCUUCACUUUGUAAACACUCACUUCAACGGCCACGGUAGACCGCCCGGCGAGGACGUGUCGGCGGGGGGCGGCCUGGAAACGGGAGCCGCCGUUAGCCGCGGCGCGCAACGCUCGCUCGAGGCUCUGAGCGAGGAGAUUGUGAGCACGGCCAUCUCCGCCGUGGUGCAGAACACUCUUUCGGCGCUGCUCCGCUCUAGCGAGGCCAGCGAGGAGCCCGCCCUGGCCGAAUUCCUCCCUCGUCGAUCCCCGCCGGACGUUACGGAGACUUUAACCCCGCCCGACGAGGACCCGGAAACGAUAACUGCAGAGAGCGUCGCGGGUGACGACACCCUGGUUGCGACCGAGGAAGAAGAUUUUGAGCUUCUGGACCAAAGUGAACUCGAGCAGGCGGACGAGGUCGCGUCGGGAGCUCAACAUCAGUCGUAGUUUCUUCACCCUCUUGAAUCCCUUUGGUUUUGUUUCUCGUUUCUCCAUCAAACGCACCGCGACAUCCCAAACGUUAGCGUCGGAAUUAGCGCCGUAAGCAAUUUGAAUUUCAGACUGGCAGUGAAAGCUCGAGUUUUCAGUGUCGUUGACGGAGAUAAAUGUCCGAACUAGAACUAGCAAGAAUGCCAGUUAUAAUGGUGAUCGAAUGAACGCCGCUAAUCCCAAAUGGAUCGGACGUUCAUCGCCGCUAACGCCUAGAAACCCGCCAUAGAUUGCAUGCCACAUUUACAGACGUACUAACCAGGUUCUAUUGUCACGUUCGGGCUCGGAAUGAACUCAUUGGCUGCCGUUGACGGUGAUGGAUGAACCAGAUCUUUAAAAAUGUGCAAUUUUUACAUUUAGCGCAUUGUAACUUUGCCGUAUUAACUCUGAUUCUUAGGAAACAGAUCAACAACCGUUCUACUGUUGUAGUGCUGUACAAUAUGACGACAUGUAUCACCAAAACGAGAUAAAACUUUCAACAUUUUAUGUCUGUCAGCGUCCUGCAGUGCAGUCUUUUGCCUGCAGAUAGCGCCCAAAUUGUGCAGACUUGCUACUUGCAGUUGUAAUACCACCAAUUGUCCUCAAGAUGUCCCUAGUUAGCCAAUUAGCUCAUCCUGCCAACUGUAUGUAAUGCAUGCAACACAAUUGAAAAUAGCAGUACUUCUAAUGAGUACUUAAUUCGUUCCAUUUUCAAUCUUAAUGUAUUUAUGAAAUGAUAGCUUCAUAAACAGCUGUCUUUAAAGUAGUAUUUGAAGAUAUAUUUACAUUUGAGUAAAAGUAUGUAUGCUACUUUUGCUAAAUCUGUUUACACUGGAAAGUUUUUGGUUCCAGCACUACUUGAUGCAUUUAACAUUUGUAUCAUAUGUAACAUAUCGUGAUAUAUUUUGUUUUCCCCAAAUUGCACAGCACUACACUAUUGGAACGUCUUAUGUUAUUCCAGUCCAAUUGAGUUGGACGUCUUACCACUGUCAACGGCACUGAAACUAUGGCAGUGAAUGAGUUAAAGGUGGAAUUCAUUCAUUUCUCAAUGUAUCCUCGUGAAUUGUAUUUGUACUAACCUCCCACUUUACCAGCCUCUGUGUGUAUAUUGUAGAAAAAAUUUAACAAAAACAGGGAAGGGGAUUUGUAUACUAUGAAAUAUUCUGCAUGUCAAACUUUGUUUUUUCAGCUGACGGCACAAUGUGUGGGAGAGUUUCAGGUACCUUUUCAAUACAUGCCAACUGUAAAUGAAAAACACUAUUGAGAAGUUAACAGAUUAAUUUGUGUUCGGUGGUAGUGCACUUAUAAAAUAACCUCAGAAUUUGUUAAACUGUUAAAUCCAUUUUAUAAGUUGUUUUUCCCCCCCUCUUGGUUUGAUCUUUUACUUCUUGAGACUAUCAAAAAACAAGUUGAAGAAGGCAAGGAGGUACAGUAUAUUCAACAGGUCAAUUGAACGAUAACCCCCAAAAUAAAUGAGAGAAUAAAAGAACAAACUGGAAAAAUAUGCACUAAGUUGUAUUUUUGUUGUUUUCUUGAGUUGUCGUGUUGUUUUCUUGAGUUGUCGUCGUGGUCACCUCACCGGAUAUCUUGGCCCUGUGGAGGAAAUUUGUUAUUGGAGUAAGCAGAGGUGGGUACAGUAGCUUCAAAUACUGUUACUAAAAUAAUACUACCGUAAUUUUAAGACUAAAAGCCGCUACUUUUUUCCCCCCGUCAUUUUGAAUGCUGCAGUUUAUAGUCCAGUGUGAUUAAUUUGUUUAUUUGAGUUAAUAGCAGGGGUGAAAGUGGGCCAGAACGGUCAGGAACGCAGUCCCGGAAUAAGAUUCAAAGGCGGAAUGCUGUUCUGGUACACGGUGCUUUGAUUCCAAAAAUAUGACGGCAACUGUCAAAACGCUAUGGAAAAAAACAAAAAUGCUAAGACGCAUCUCCAAGAAGAAAACAAUCUACCAACAUCAAGAUUUACAUACACAAGUGUUAACAAUAAGUGUAAUAAAGUGCUUUUGUAGCGUAAUCCAUUUCCACCAAUAUCUAUUUUUUUAUUCCACCUACGGCAUGAAGGUUUCCCCAGCUGCUCUAGUUAUCCGAGUCUGACAAUGAUGAGUCACGUCAAUGUGUGAAUGCACCCAACAAAGCAAAACGCCUCGACUCAUUUAUCCGCUCAAUUGGCUGACAUACUGACAUGUGAUCAGCAGAGAUAACGCUGAUUGGUUCAAAUGUGCAUGUUUUCUGGAACAGCGAAAAAAAAGAAUUGAUGCAAUAAAAAAAGGGCAAUGCAAGAUAUAAUGGAUCAAAUCUUUAAGAGCAACGACAGAGUUGAGGUGGCUUAUUAUCAAAAUUUGUUUUAUUUGGUCUGAUGGGGAGGUUCAGAACAUCUUAGCAGUCAAUGUGCACUUUGGACUUAUAUUUGUUCAUUUAUGUUAGGCUACUUAUUCAUUCUCAUGAUUGAAAUAAGUCAAUGUUUGCGCAAUCUUCAAAAAAUAUUCCAUUUCACGCUGCAUGAUAUAAGUCGUUUGUACUUAUUUUUCUGAAUGUAUGUUACUUAUAUCUUUAUUAUUUUAAAAAAAUGUAAAUGUUUACAUCACUUUAUAUUCAAUUUUAAUAUACAUCCUAUGUUCUUAAGUAGUUAAAAUUGAGAUUUGGCAUUUAGUAUGUGAGGAAAUGAGGGAAAAUAAAAAUUAGGAGAUGAAGGUUGGGGUUA